AUGUGGGGAAAUGCGGAGGAAAUUUGCGGAGUAAAAAUUCCUCACUCUCCAACUAUACUCAAAUUGGCAAGUGUCGCCGGUAAACGCCAUGUUCAUACAUUAUUAUAUCGGGUACCUCGUGCACGUGUCGUGGCUGUAUGUAGCACAGUGCCUGAUGAGGUCGAGUGGGCGAAGGACAACGAGGAGUACAAAGAGUUCAGGAUUGCGGUAUACAGCAACUACAAUGAUAUGCUGGCUCACCAGGGACUUCAGGCCGUGUGGGUCUCAACCAAUACGGAUGUGCAUGCAAGCCAGACAUUGGCCGCCGUAGAAAGGGGCAUUCACGUCCUCUGCGAAAAGCCAUUGAGCACAGAUUUGAAUGAGGCCCAAUCCGUGGCCGAUACCGCCAAGAAAAACCCAGAGCUUAAGGUGAUGGCUAGAUUCUCACGACGCUUCGAUGCCUCAUACCGUGAUGCCAGUGACAAAAUAUUCCAAGGAAAUGCCACCGGGAGCCCAUUCAUGGUUCGCUCCAACACCUACGAUCUGCGUGAUGACACAGGAUUCUUUGUGCGCUACGCAAGCCGCAAUGGUGGUAUCUUUGUGGAUUGUGCCAUUUAUGACAUCGAUCUAUCCCUUUGGUACCUGGGGAACCCCCUACCCAAGGCCUGUUGGGCUGCUGGGACAUUGCAGCACCAUCCGGAACUGGAAGACCUUUCCGACGUUGACAACGCGGUGGGAAUCGUGGAGUUCUGGGGCGGAAAGAUUGCAUACUUCUACUGCCCGCGAACUCAAACCCUUGGACAUGAUGCGUGCACGGAGGUCACAGGCACCGAUGGGAAAAUCAUGGUGAAUGUCAUGCCCCGGCGCAAUCAGGUGGUAGUUGCCGACAAGUUAGGCAUGCGAAAUGAGGUGCCUGCUGUUUACACUGUCCGAUAUAUAGAUUUCUCCGAUAUAAAGAACAAUGAUUUUAUUACGGCUGGGUCCCUAGUUGGCAUGCUGCGCAGCCAAUGA
Molecule: messenger RNA, 990 nt
Organism: Aspergillus alliaceus
Lineage: Eukaryota; Fungi; Ascomycota; Eurotiomycetes; Eurotiales; Aspergillaceae
Product: Gfo/Idh/MocA family protein
Exons: 4
Coding region: 1-990 (329 amino acids)
Biological process (GO): NADPH regeneration
Cellular component (GO): cytoplasm
Molecular function (GO): nucleotide binding; oxidoreductase activity
Source: RefSeq, a predicted model, not a curated record